This is a messenger RNA of Callorhinus ursinus (northern fur seal), 3364 nucleotides long. RefSeq lists its product as uncharacterized. Gene Ontology annotation, biological process: regulation of transcription by RNA polymerase II. NCBI's taxonomy places the organism in Eukaryota, Metazoa, Chordata, Mammalia, Carnivora, Otariidae. Gene Ontology annotation, cellular component: nucleus. The record is from RefSeq and is a predicted model, not a curated record. Gene Ontology annotation, molecular function: DNA-binding transcription factor activity, RNA polymerase II-specific; RNA polymerase II transcription regulatory region sequence-specific DNA binding.
GUAGCUCAGUGUUGAUUACUCAUAGGAUGCAACCUGGUGAAAGGUUUUAUAAAUGUCGUGGCUGCACAAAAUCUUUUCCCUCUAUGUCUGCCCUCUGUUAUCAUCAGAGAUCUCACACAGAGGAAAGACCUUAUGAGUGCAGUGAUUGUGGGAAAUGUUUUACCAGUAGUUCUGUCCUCCAUUAUCACCAGAGAGUUCACAGUGGAGAAAGGCCUUAUGAGUGCAGUAAAUGUGGCAAGUCCUUUCUCCGAAGAAAUAGCCUCAAUGUUCACAUAAAGGUUCACUCAGGUGAAAGGCCUUAUAAAUGUAACGCAUGUGGGAAAUCUUUAAAGUAUAAGUCAGCAUUCAUUAAACACCAGAGAGUUCACACAGGAGAAAAGCCUUAUGAGUGCAGCGAAUGUGGCAAGUCCUUUCUCCGAAGAAAUACUCUGAAUGUACACAUAAAGGUUCACUCAGGUGAAAGACCUUAUAAAUGUAACGAAUGUGGUAAAUCAUUUAAGUUUAAGUCAACGUUCCUUAAACACCAGAGAAUUCACACAGGAGAGAGGCCUUAUGAGUGCAGUGAAUGUGGGAAAUCUUUUAUCUCUAGGACUGACCUACGGUAUCAUCAGAGAAUUCACACAGGAGAGAGACCUUAUCAGUGCAGCGAAUGUGGCAAGUCCUUUGUCCGAAGAAAUAUCCUCAAGGUACAUAGAAAAGUUCACUCAGGUGAAAGGCCUUAUAAGUGUAAUGAAUGUGGGAAAUCUUUGAAGUGUAAGUCGUCGUUGAUUAAACACCAUAGAAUUCACACAGGAGAAAGGCCUUAUGAGUGCAGUGAAUGCGGGAAGUCUUUUAUCACUAGUUCCGUGCUUCAUUCUCACCAGAGAGUUCACACUGGAGAAAGACCUUACGAAUGCAGUGAAUGUGGGAAAACUUUUACCACUAGUUCUGUCCUCCGUGAUCACCAGAGACUUCAUACUGGAGAAAGGCCUUAUGAAUGCAGUGAAUGUGACAAAACUUUUACUACAAGCUCUGCCCUCCAUUAUCACCACAGAGUUCACACUGGAGAGAGACCUUAUGCGUGCAGUGAAUGUGGCAAGUCCUUUGUCCGAAGAAAUAGCCUGAGUGUGCACCUGAAGGUUCACUCAGGUGAAAAGCCUUAUAAGUGUAAUGUAUGUGGGAAAUCAUUGAAGUGUAAGUCAACAUUCAUUCAACACCAGAGAAUUCACACAGGAGAAAGGCCUUAUGAGUGCCAUGAUUGUGGGAAAUCUUUUUCCGCUACCUCUGUCCUUCGUUCUCACCAGAGAGUACACACGGGAGAAAGACCUUAUGAGUGCAGUGACUGUGGAAAAUCUUUUACCUCUAGUUCUGCCCUCCGUUCUCACCAAAGAGUGCACACUGGAGAAAGGCCUUAUGAGUGCAGUGACUGUGGCAAGUUCUUUCUCCACAGAAAUAGCCUCAAUGUACACAUCAAGGUUCACUCAGGUGAAAGACCCUAUAAAUGUAAUGAAUGUGGGAAAUCUUUGAACUAUAAGUCGACGUUCAUUCAACACCAGAGAAUUCACACAGGAGAAAAGCCUUACCUGUGCAGUGAAUGUGGGAAGUCUUUCAGUCAUAGCUGCGCCCUCCGGUACCAUCGUCAGAGUCACCUUGGAAUAAGUCCUUAUGAUUGUAGUGAGUGUGGGAAGUCUUUCACCACUAGUUCUGUCCUCCGUGAUCACCAGAGACUUCACACUGGAGAAAGGCCCUAUGAGUGCAGUCAGUGUGGGAAGUCUUUCACCACUCGUUCUGUCCUCCGUUCUCAUCAGAGAGUUCACUCUCGGGAAAGGCCCUAUGAGUGCAGUGAGUGUGGCAAGUCCUUUGUCCGAAGAAAUAGCCUCAAUGUACAUGUAAAGGUUCACUCAGGUGAAAAGCCUUAUAAGUGCAAUGAAUGUGGGAAAUCUUGGAAGUGUAAGUCGACGUUCAUAAAACACCAGAGAAUUCACACAGGAGAAAGGUCUUUUGCUUGCAGUGAAUGCGGGAAAUCUUUUCUCAGUCAUGAUGCUCUUAGUUAUCAUCACAGAGUUCACACUGGAGAAAGGCCUUAUGAGUGCUGUGAAUGUGGGAAAUCUUAUACUAGUAGUGCUGCCCUCCGUUCACACCAGAGUGUUCACACUGGACAAAAGCCUUAUGAGUGCUGUGAAUGUGGGAAAUCUUUUACCACUAGUUCUGCCCUCCGUUAUCACCAGAGAUUUCACAGUGGACAGAAGCCUUAUAAGUGCAGCGAAUGUGGCAAGUCUUUUACCACUAAUAAACAGCACCGUGUUCACCAGGUAGUUCACAGUAGAGAGAGGCCUUAUGAAUGCCCUGAAUGUAGCAAAUCCUUUUCACGAAAACAUACACUCAAUACACACAAAAAACUUCACUCAGGUGAACGGCCUUAUAAGUGUAAUGAAUGUGGGAAAUCAUUUACUGUUAGUUCUACCCUCCGUUUGCACCAGAGACUUCAUACUGGAGAAAGGCCUUAUGAGUGCCGCGAAUGUGGGAAAUCUUUUACUGUUAGUUCUGCCCUCCGUUUGCACCAGAGUGUUCACACUGGAGAAAGGCCUUAUGAGUGCCGUGAAUGUGGGAAAUCUUUUAUCAGUCAUAAUGGUUUUAGAUACCAUUCCAGUCUUCACACUGCAGGAAGGAUUUAAAAUAGCACAGAAGGUGAUACUUCUUGCUUAGUAUAGUUUCGGCUGGAGGACAGCCUCUAAGGCAGCCACCUACCUGACUGGAACGUGGUUCACCCAAAUGUCUGCAGUGGAGUGACUUCCCAUAAGUUCCAGCUAUUUUCAGAAAAAUUCAGAACCUGCAUUGUGCUUUCUGAUGUGCAUGCAGUUAUUGCACGAUGGAAGUCCCUGUCAGUGUCUGUGGCAGAAGUCCUUUCACCUCUGCCACCUGGCGGUUCCCAUAGUGUGCAUAAGUCACCACCCCAACAUGGUUAAUGAUGCUGACCUGUCUGCUUUCUUGUUUGCGCAUCUAAAUUAUGGGUAAUUGGAACUCCUCAUUCUGUUCUAAAUUAGGGCAUGGAUGUGACCCAGUGUUGGUCCACAGUGGGUGAUCUGAGUUCUGGGUGGUGACUUGCACAGGAAGACUAAAUCCCAUCGGGAUGUUGGUCUCACUCUGCUUUGAUGACUCUAGCUCCCAGGUCACCACACAGGAAUUAUGUGCCACGUGUUGCUCUGGUUGAUGCAUUAGUAAAUGCCAUCUUGUUUUAGUUACCUUUAAUUUUGUACAUUGUGUGCACUCUAGGGGGUGGUGGUUUCAAAGCAGGAUUGGCAGGGGCGCCUGGGUGGCUCAGUCAGUUAGGCGGCUGCCUUCAGCUCAGGUCAUGAUCUUUGGGUCCUGGGAUCGAGCCCCGUGU